UGCGGGGCGGCGUGGCUGCAGCCAUUUGCGGCCUCCAGCUGAUCGCGGGGGUGGGAGCGCGGAUGGGCGCGCCGGGCGGCCCCAUGGAGGGCGGCAGCGGCGGGGUCCCCCCGGCCGGGCCGCUCGGGGUGGCGAGCGAGUCCCCCUCGUGCCCGCUGCCGCCAGGAGGCGAGGUCGCGGCGUGGCCGGCGGAGCCUGACGGGGCGGCCAAGGGAGCGGCGGCCGAGGGCGGGCCGCGGCGGGCUCUGCGGACAGUGUACGUGCGGAGCGAAAGCCCCCAGAGCGGCCCCGAGGCGGGUGCGCUGCAGUGCCUGCUGCGAGCCUGCGAGGCCGAGGGCGCCCACCUCACCUCCGUGCCCUUCGGGGAGCUCGACUUCGGGGAGACGGCAGUGCUGGACGCCUUCUAUGAUGCAGAUGUUGCCAUGGUGGACACGAGUGACGUCUCCAGACAGCCUUCCCUCUUCUACCAUCUUGGAGUCCGCGAAAGCUUCAACAUGGCCAAUAAUGUGAUCCUGUACCAUGACACGGAUGCCAACACUGCCCUUUCAUUGAAGGCAUCUAGUGGCAAUUAUUAUUUCAUCCCGUACAUCCUGACACCGUGUGCUGAUUAUUUCUGCUGCGAGAGUGAUGCCCAGAGGCGAGCCUCGGAGUACAUGCACCCCAACUGGGACACCAUCUUGGGCCCGCUGUGUGUGCCCCUGGUGGACAGGUUCAUUAGCCUCCUCAAGGACAUCCAUGUGACUUCAUGUGUUUAUUACAAAGAAACCCUGUUAAAUGACAUUCGGAAGGCCAGAGAGAAAUACUAAGGCAAUGAUCUGGCAAAGGAGCUGGCUCGGAUCAAACUCCGCUUGGAUAAUACCGAGGUUCUGACCUCAGACAUCGUCAUUAAUUUGCUGCUGUCCUACCGUGAUAUCCAGGACUAUGAUGCAAUGGUGAAGCUGGUAGAAACGCUGGAAAUGAUGCCUACUUGUGAUUUUGCCGAUCAGCAUAACAUUAAAUUCCACUAUGCAUUUGCACUAAAUAGGAGAAACGGUGUGGGCGAUCGGGAGAAGGCUCUUCAGGUCAUGCUCCAGGUUCUGCAGAUCUGUGCCCACCCAGCACCCGACACAUUCUGCCUGUGCGGGAGGAUCUAUAAGGACAUCUUGGACUCAGACUGUAAAGAUGACGCCAGCCGAGACAGCGCCAUUGAAUGGUAUCGCAAAGGGUUUGAGCUGCAGUCAUCUCUCUAUUCUGGAAUUAACCUUGCAAUUUUGCUGUUGGUUGCUGGACAAAAAUUUGAAACUUCCAUGGAACUAAGGAAAAUAGGUGUCCGACUGAACAGUUUGUUGGGAAGGAAAGGUUGCUUGGAGAAAAUGAGCAAUUACUGGGAUGUGGGUCAGUUCUUCAACGUAAGCAUGUUGGCCAAUGAUGUCGGGAAGGCGGUCCAAGCAGCAGAGAAGUUGUUCAAACUGAAGCCUCCAGUCUGGUACCUGCGAUCAUUAGUUCAGAACUUAUUAAUUCAGCGCUUCAAGAAACCCAUUAUCGAACAUUCACCUAGGCAAGAACGGCUUAACUUCUGGUUAGAUAUAAUUUGUGAGGCAACAAACAAAGUUGCUAAUGGACUCAGAUUUCCAGUUCUGGUGAUAGAACCAAUCAAAGUCUACCAGCCUUCUUAUGUGUCUAUAAACAACGAAGCCGAGGAGAGAAUGGUUUCUUUAUGGCAUGUCUCACCCACAGAAAUGAAACAAAUACACAAAUGGAAUUUUACAGCCUCUUCCAUUAGAGGAAUAAGCAUAUCCAAGUUUGAUGAAUGGUGUUGUUUUCUUUACGUCCAUGAUAAUUCUGAUGACUUUCAAAUCUACUUUUCCACUGAAGACCAGUGUAGUAGGUUUUGCUCUUUGGUCAAAGAGAUGAUAACCAACGCGGUGGGCAAUACGGUCGAGCUGGAGGGAGAGGAUGCAGACACGUUAGAGUACGAGUAUGACCAGGAUGCCAAUGGCAAUCGUGUUGUGUUGGGGAAGGGCACAUAUGGGAUCGUGUACGCUGGAAGAGAUCUGAGCAAUCAAGUGUGAAUAGCCAUCAAAGAAGUCCCAGAACGGGAUAGCAGGUACUCUCAGCCCCUGCAUGAGAAGAUAGCUCUGCACAAGUACCUCAAGCACCGCAACAUCGUUCAGUACCUGGGCUCUGUUUCGGAGGACGGCUACAUUAAGAUAUUUAUGGAGCAGAUGCCUGGGAGGAGCCUUUCUGCUCUUUUGUGAUCCAAAUGGGGGCCGAUGAAGGAACCCACGAUCAAGUUUUACACCAAGCAGAUCCUGGAAGGCCUUAACUAUCUCCACGAAAACCAGAUAGUGCACAGAGACAUAAAGGGGGAUAAUGUUCUGGUAAAUACCUACAGUGGAGUGGUGAAAAUUUCCGAUUUUGGAACCUCUAAACGACUUGCAGGAGUGAAUCCAUGUACGGACACUUUUGCAGGCAUGCUACAGUACAUGGCGCCUGAGAUUAUUGACCAGGGACCUCGCGGGUAUGGUUCCCCAGCUGACAUCUGGUCCCUGGGCUGCACCAUCAUUGAGAUGGCAACCAGCAGGCCUCCGUUCCAUGAGCUCGGUAAACCACAGGCAGCAAUGUUCAAAGUGGGGAUGUUUAAGAUCCACCCUGAGAUUCCAGAAGCCCUUUCGGCUGAAGCCAGAGCUUUCAUUUUAACCUGCUUUGAGCCGGACCCCCACAAACGUGUCACAGCGGCUGACCUGCUCAGAGAAGGUUUCUUAAGGCAGGUGAACAAGGGCAAGAAGAACAGAAUUGCUUUCAAGCCCUCAGAAGGUGGCCGGGGCGCUGCCCUGGCCCUACCCAUGCCCAGGGAGCCCAUGGGCAGCAGCAGCAGUGAGCACAGCUCUGUCUCCCCCGACUCGGACGCCCACCCUGACGUGUUCUUCGACAAGGCCUGGGCGCUGCCCUCCAAGGGGUGGCCCAAGCACCCCCUCAGUCACCUGCUCAGUGUCACAGAUGAGAGCUCGGCCUCGGAAGACCGGAGCACGGCCUCUUCCCCGGAGGACAGGGACCCAGGCCUCUUCCUGUUGCGCAAGGACAGCGAGCGCCGCGCCAUCCUGUACAAAAUCCUGUGGAAGGAGCAGAACCAGGUGGCUUCCAACCUGCAGGAGUGCGUGGCCCAGAGUUCAGAAGAGUUGUCUCUCUCAUUUGGCCACAUCAAGCAAAUAAUUGGGAUCCUGAGGGACUUCAUCUGCUCCCCGGAGCACAGGGUGAUGGCAUCGAUCUCAAAGCUUAAGGUAGACCUGGACUUUGACAGCGCAUCCAUCAAUCAGAUUCACCUGGUGCUGUUUGGCUUUCAGGAUGCCGUAAAUAAAAUUUUGAGGAACCACUUAAUUAGGCCCCACUGGAUGUUUGCAAUGGACAACAUCAUCUGCCGGGCGGUACAGGCUGCUGUCACCAUUCUCAUUCCAGAGCUACAGGCACACUUUGAGCCUGCCUCUGAGAUAGAAGGGGUGGAUACAGAUGUGGAUGAGGUGGAAGAGGACUGCCCCUCCACAGACCCACAUGGAAGUGAGGUGCAAGCCGUGCAUGAGGGGAGCAGACCUGGUUCUGCGGUUGUUCUGGAGACCCCACCCCACCAGCAGCAACACCUGAGACUCCAGCUGGGCAAGCUCAGGCAGGAGACCAACAGACUUUUGGAACACCUAGUUCAAAGAGAGCGAGAAUACCAGAAUCUCCUACGGCAAACUCUAGAACAGAAAACUCAAGAAUUGUAUCGUCUUCAGUUACGUUUCAAGUAUAACGCUAUUGCAGAGAACCCAGCACCCCAUCAUAAGUCUCAGGAGAGAACAGAUAAAGAGCUUGUAGAUUGGCUGAAACUGCAUGGAGCAGAUCCUAAUACAAUUGAAAAGAUUGUUGAAGGUUAUACACUUUCUAAUAUUCUUAAUGAUAUCACUAAGGAAGAUCUAAGAUAUCUUAGAUUACGGGGUGGUCUCCUCUGCAGGAUCUGGAAUGCAGUCACCCAGCACAGAAUACAAGCUCAGGAGCCCUCAAAGACCAAAGAUGAGGUUUAAGCACAGUCAAGUAAGCCAUGGGACUGAGUGAGCAAAUCCCCCUUCCCCCAGUCUUUGCUGGUAAAGCAGCUGUUAAUAUACAUACUUUACACAAGAAAUGCAGUUUUAAAAGCUAGCCUAUGUAAAUGGAUUGCUUACCCAUUAUUGAUGCACGUUUUAAAGAUGAGCUGUACAGACUGUGAGCCUUAGUUUUGACAUCCCAGCCUUAGUAUCACAAAAAUCUUAAAAUUGACUUCAAUGAAAAAAAAGAUGAGCACACCCUAUCACACUUGCUAAAAAUGCAAAAGUUUUUGUUAUUUUAAAAGGCUGGAAAACUACGAUGUUAAAUUAUACAUGAUCAUUAACUGGUAUUGCACUUAAAUUUGAGAAAUGUGAUUAAGAAUAUUCCUUGUAUUUAAUGUAAAUAGAAAACUAUUAAGAAAAUAGUUUCGUAUUUAUAUUGAAUUAUAAAUGAAGAAAACUAAACCAUCUGGCCUUUGAAAUGAUUACGAAGAAGUCUUAUUUAACAAUGGCAUUGUCCUUCCACCCCCUGCCCUAAUAAUAAAUAUUGUGUUUUAUU
Molecule: messenger RNA, 4596 nt
Organism: Choloepus didactylus (southern two-toed sloth)
Lineage: Eukaryota; Metazoa; Chordata; Mammalia; Pilosa; Megalonychidae
Gene: MAP3K15
Product: mitogen-activated protein kinase kinase kinase 15
Biological process (GO): cellular response to stress; MAPK cascade; protein phosphorylation
Molecular function (GO): MAP kinase kinase kinase activity; ATP binding
Source: RefSeq, a predicted model, not a curated record